Molecule: messenger RNA, 2907 nt
Organism: Cloeon dipterum
Lineage: Eukaryota; Metazoa; Arthropoda; Insecta; Ephemeroptera; Baetidae
Product: protein krueppel-like
Exons: 6
Coding region: 124-1305 (393 amino acids)
Biological process (GO): regulation of DNA-templated transcription
Molecular function (GO): RNA polymerase II cis-regulatory region sequence-specific DNA binding; DNA-binding transcription factor activity, RNA polymerase II-specific
Source: RefSeq, a predicted model, not a curated record
UUGCCUGCCUUUCUCCAACGAUCACUAUUGUCUCAUCGCUCAUCUUGCAUAAGGCGGAAUUUUCUUGUUAAAUGAAGAAGAGUGAAUUUCCUGCAAGAAUUUGAGCUCAUCAUACAUACAUAAAUGUACUUGCAUCUUCCUUGGCGGAGUUCGUCGCUCUACAAAAACCAUCUUUCUGCAGUGCAGGUGAUGGAUCCGAGGCAAACACUGCUGUUUCCCCACCAUUCCACGGUCGAGUGUUGUGGCUUCAUGAGGACUGAACCGGGGGCGUCUGACGAGUCGGCGGGCACGUCGCCCCUUAGAGAUAAUGCCGACCUGAGCGCGAACCUUGCGGCAUUUGCCUACCUGCAUUUAUACCGUUGGCAAGCGCUCAGCAAUUCUGGCCUGCCUCUACCCAGCUUCUUGCCCGUAAGUCCGGAGACGCAGCAUGUGCCCAAGAAGCGGAGGCCACGCGCCCGAGUCAGCCCUGUAGUAGUCGAGGCCCCCGCCUCCCCGGCAGUAAUGGACCCUGGCCCGUCAGACAGUCCGGACAACUCACCCGCACCUACUCGCAACAAGACCUUCCAGUGCAAGAUGUGCAAGCGGACUUUCGGCUACAAGCACGUGCUGCAGAACCACGAGCGCACGCACACAGGUGAGAAGCCGUUCGAGUGCCCAGAGUGCAAGAAACGCUUCACCAGGGACCACCACCUCAAGACGCACAGGCGGCUGCACACGGGUGAGAAGCCGUACACGUGCAAGCACUGCGAUCGCAAGUUCGUGCAGGUGGCCAACCUGCGGCGGCACCUCAGGGUGCACACGGGCGAACGGCCCUACCAGUGCUUGAAUUGCCCACAGCGAUUCUCCGACUCGAACCAGCUGAAGGCACACAACUUGAUCCACACAAACGAAAAGCCGCACGAGUGCAAACGAUGCUCCCUCCACUUCCGGCGCCGGCACCACCUGAACCACCACAAGUGCAGUGCACCAGAAGAAAACACGUUGACCAGCAUGGGCUCCUCGCCCGUCGAAACCAUCGAGGAUGACGACAUGGAGAGCAGCACCUCGCAGUCGGACAAUUUCACACCGAUGGAAAUUGUGCAAGAACGAAGCGUCGUGCGCGUCAACAGCACUUUGCAGGUGCCGUACGAGUCUACUGAACAGUUGGUGCCACCAGUGCAGACAGAACCAGAAGAUUUGUCGAUGACCAAGAUGCUCAGCAACAACAACAACAACAACGACGAGGAAGGACAGCGUUUUGUCAAUGAUUUCGGUUGCACAUCAAAAAACAACGGGUUGCUGCCGAGUUGGUCGCGACUCUCCUAAUGGUAGCCGAAUCAAACUAGUAGGUUAGAGAGAGAGAUAGAACAAAACCUCACAUUAUAAAUUGCUCACUAAACCCAAAAGGUCGACUUUGGAACGUUAACCUAUAUCAAAUUAGGAAUUUCGUUGCAAGGAAGAGUGGGGCGGACUGAAAACAUUUUCACGCUGGCUGCCGAAUCACGUUGCGCAGUAGACACGCUAAUAAUGCAGGGUUUUCCAAAUCCGUAAAAUUACAAUUUGUCCGCGGUUUCCCAGAUUUGACCAAAGGGGAAAAACAUAAAAUAUUCAUUUUUCAACAUAAUUUACUCGCAAAAUUAAUUUUUUUGUUCAUCCAAGACACAAUUUUAUGAGUCUUGCAGCAACUACCUGUCCCCAUAAUUUAAUAAAGAUAAUUUAAUACAAUAUCCCAAAAACCAGUUUCUUACAAUUUAAAUAAUUCGAAGAAAUGCGUGGUUCGGCCAAUCUUGUUGUUGUUAUUUGUAUGCUGGGUUUAUCAUUCUAACCAGCUCAUAUUAUUAAGGCAUUCUCAGGAGUAUCAGAGCAGUUCGGGGAUUAUUAAUACUGGCUGCCCUUUGUCAGUGAGAUGGCAAAAGGUGGUUAGUUUAGAGAGACUCAAAAUGUGGGCUAGGAGACGCACCGUCUCCGACUCGCCACUUGCUGGUUUGCGCACCUUUCCAGCAGGUUUCGGGACGAAUGUCUGGCGUUUUAAUUUAAAGACCUCGGUGCGGGAGGCGAAAAGAUGGCCAGAUUGGGCCCAAGCUCCUCUGCGGCCACCCGGUUCCAUGUUAUGUGUGCGCGCAGACCUGGGACCUGGUGAGCUCAAGGCCACGGCGAGUGCUGAGCAGAGGUUGUUACAAAAUUAGAAAAUUGAGACAAAUCUACUGCGAACGACACCAGUAUAUAAGGAGGUGAAAAUAUUAUUUUGUAAUGAAAAGUGUUUGCGCAAGUGCCAAGUAAUUUGUGCCCAGUAAACAAAUUAGAUCAUAUUGUGUACAUAUAGUUGGUAAGUUGGUCGGUAUUUGUCACACAAACAGUUCCUUGGUCAAUCGAUCAAUAUGAUUCUCAUUGUUCCUCUUUUUUGCGAAAGCAACAAACAAAUAACUUUAUUACCUCAGUGGCGCGAGGCCGGCACGCCUUGGGCUACCUCGAACAUUGUGAUGAGGAGGCGUGCACAAUCCUUUGCCGCCCUUUUCCCAAUACGUUAUUCCUUUUUUUUAUUAUUUCAAAUUGUGCCAAAAACGUCCUAUAUGCCGUCUAUUAUGUGGUGCAACUUAUUUAAUCUCGCGGCGUGCAAUUCGUGUGCACGCCGCGAGAUUCAUCAUUUUUGGUUGUGAAGACGGGAAUUGAACGGAGUUAAAUCAGGCUAAUAGUUUCUUUCAUGAAGCAAGAUGUAAAAAUUAUUUGAUUAAAGUCUGGACGUUUUGUGAAAAGCCAAUAUUAGUUGAGCUAAAAAAACGUCCAGACUUAUUUCAACCUUUUAACAAACGCAGAGUGCUGCGCUUUGGUCUCCGUUCAACUCCCUCUUUUUAUUUCUGAUUUGCAGCGCUUAUGUUACGCCUCUGGCGACUCGAGAAACAAAAAUAAACUAUCCUCUCGGCCCUUUUA